Messenger RNA from Puma concolor (puma), 1890 nucleotides. The record is from RefSeq and is a predicted model, not a curated record. Lineage: Eukaryota; Metazoa; Chordata; Mammalia; Carnivora; Felidae.
AUGGCAGACGCGCUGUGUCAGGGCUGCUGCGACGUCCGGGUCCACGCGACAAAGGGCGCAGCGAUGUGGGGGCCGGGGUGCACGCUGGCGGGCGUAGCACAGCAGCCCCCGUGCGCCGGAGGGGCUCCUGCCCGCUCAGCGGCCUGGCGGGACCGGGCACAGUCUGUGCGGCUGCAGGCGUGGCUGAGGGGGGCCAGGACAGGCGGACAGGUGGCCGAGGUGGGCGUCGGGGUCAGCGAGGACCGGGCCUCAGCUCUGAGUGAGGGGGCCCUGGGGGUGUGGACAGAAGCGGUCCGGCUCAGCCUUGUCCUUCAGACCCCCCGCUGCCGGAAGAAGGUGGAGACCAGCGGGGAGCGAGGCGGGGUCAGACAGACCAGGCCAACCUCGGUGACAGAAACCAGCCCAACCUCGGUGACAGAAACCAGCCCAACCUCUGAGCCCAAACGCAGCACAACCUCUGGUCCUACAAUGAGCACAAGCCCUGUUCUCAAAACUGAAACAACCCACUUCACACCAGUGACCAUCCCCUGCCAGCCACAGUGCAGGUGGACCAAGUGGUUCGACGUGGACUUCCCGUCCCCAGGGCCCCACGGAGGAGACGCGGACACCCUCGGCAACAUCGUCAGAAGGGGAGGGAAAAUCUGUCGCCGGCCCGAGUACAUCACGCGGCUGGAGUGCCGGGUCGAGAGCCACCCCGAGGUCAGCAUCGAGACGCUGGGCCAGGUGGUAGAGUGCAACGUCAGCAAGGACCUGAUGUGCCGGAACCGGGACCAGAGUGGCGAGGUCGGGAUGUGCAACUACGAGGUCCGCGUGCUGUGCUGUGAGCCCCCGGAGCACUGCCCUCAUACUUCUGUGGCGCCUUACGCGACUCCAUCCACCAAGCCCUCGUCCCCUCCAGAACCGACCUCCGUGGUGUCCACCACGACAUGUUACUGCAGUGUGUCUGACAAGUUCUACCGCGCAGGAUCCAUCAUUUACAACCGGACCGACCUCGACGGCCACUGCUAUUAUGCCACGUGCAGCCUGGACUGCCACGUGGUCAGGACGCACUACACCUGUGCCAGCGGCACGACACCUCCCGUCCCAACCACCUCCCCGGCCGGGUCCUCCCCUUCAGCCUCCGCGCCCGUCACCGCGAAGGGGUGCCCAAACGCGGUUCCCCCAAGAAGGAAAGGCGAGACCUGGGCCAUGCCCAACUGCUCUCAGGCCACCUGCGAGGGCAACGGCGUCAUCACCCUGCAGCCGCAGCCGUGCCCGCAGUUGCAGCGGCCGGUGUGCGCCAACGGCUACCCGCCCGUGAAGGUCGUCGACCCCGACAGCUGCUGCCCGCACUACCGGUGCCAGUGUGUGUGCAGCGGCUGGGGCGACCCCCACUACAUCACCUUCGACGGCACCUACUAUACGUUCCUGGACAACUGCACGUACGUGCUGGUGCAGCAGAUCCUACCCGUGUACGGCCACUUCCGCGUGCUCAUCGACAACUACUUCUGCGGGGCGGAGGACGGGCUCUCCUGCCCGCAGUCCAUCAUCGUCGAGUACCGGCAGGACCGCGUCGUGCUGACCCACAAGCCCGUGCUCGGGGUGAUGACCAACGAGAUGGGGAGGGUGGACCUCUGCUGCUGUCCCGGCACCCCUGAAUCCCUGCCCCCUGCCCACCUCGCUGUCCCUGGGAACAAAAGUGCUAUCCGAGCCAGGACACCCCAGCUGCCCACGACACCGCACAGCGUCCCCAGAGCUGGCUCGUUGACCCUGCUCUACCGCAAGCCGCCCGUGACGUCCCCGUCACUCGGUGCUGCCGUCCCCUGGGGACGCCUGGCUCCAGACCCGCAGGGCCCUGCCCUGCUCCUGGAGCACCACCUUCGGCCUCCCCUGCCCCCGGGGGCCCCCUAG